AUGGACGGCCAACACGUCAAUGCACCUCCUAUCAAUGUAAAUGGCGCCAAACUGCAAGCUGUGGACCCCUUCACCUAUCUGGACACAAUCCUUUCAGCACAACAAUCGACGGUGAAGUGGCUUGACGGAUUUUCAAGGCCAGCCAAGCUUUCGGCCGCCUACAGAGCACCAUCUGGAAUUGCUACGGUCUCCACUUCAGCAGUAAAUGGUCCUUUUGGCGACAUCUGUGUGGACUUGGACAGUGCACCAGAAGCAUGUGUAGAGACCCGAGCACCGCCUUCUCAGCUUCCUUCGAUGGGCGCUUAA
Molecule: messenger RNA, 306 nt
Organism: Spirometra erinaceieuropaei
Lineage: Eukaryota; Metazoa; Platyhelminthes; Cestoda; Diphyllobothriidea; Diphyllobothriidae
Source: the annotation of a GenBank genome assembly